This is a messenger RNA of Durio zibethinus, 584 nucleotides long. NCBI's taxonomy places the organism in Eukaryota, Viridiplantae, Streptophyta, Magnoliopsida, Malvales, Malvaceae. The record is from RefSeq and is a predicted model, not a curated record.
GGUAAUUGCAAAAUGCUUAAAGCAACAAACCCCAUGCAAGUACAAUCUCUCAUUUACAUAGAGGAUCCUUCAACAUAAUAUCAUUCUCUGAAUCAGCAGUUCCAUUGUGUUCCUAGUCCACCAUCAUGGCUACCAAGAUCAAAGGGAUAUACAAAGGUUUUAAAUUCAUUUCCCAAAUCUUUGUUGUGAAGGAGCGAGAGAUGGAAAUUAGGUAUCCGACAGAUGUCAAACAUGUGGCACACAUCGGUUGGGAUGGCCCUUCUGGCACUGCACCGAGUUGGAUGAAUGAAUUCAAGACAGGCCCUGAAUUCACAGCAACAUCAAUCGGUAACUCCAGAGGUUCUAAUCCUACUCCUCUUUCAACAUGGUCCUCUCAAGAUUUUGAACAAUCAAUGGGAUGCCAACCUGCAACAGAGAUGAUAAGAGACCUGCCUUCGAUGGAUCUCCCUAAUAUUCCUAAGAAGCAAAAACGGAAAAAGAAGAAAACUUCCUCUCCGAAGUGUUCCUCCUCCAAAUCUUCACGAACAUCAAAGACCAAGGCAACAUAUACUCAAUUGGACUCAUCAACAGAACCUGAAAUUUAG